AUGACCUACUCCUGGUGGUUGCUGAUCUGCUGCUUCUGCUGCAUCGGAAUACUCUGUAAAUGGCAACCAGUCCUAGCGUGUCCGGCUGAAUGUAUCUGCCUGUCACAGACUCAAGUCUUAUGCAACACGGGUGGUUUGCGCGAAAUUCCCGCCCGUCUGUUGCCCGUGACAGUAGAAAAUUUAGCCCUCACGAAGAAUCAUUUUCCCGUGAUAAAGAGUGACGCCUUCACUGGAUUGCGUGCCCUGAAGAAGCUUUCUCUGGAUGGGAACAAUAUCACCACCAUUAAACCAUUUGCCUUUCGCGGUCUGCCCAGAUUGCGUGAGCUCUCAAUUCAGCAUACACCCUUAGCCACAGUGGCACAAUUUGCCUUUGCAGGUUUGCAAAACAUCACAACCAUUCUCCUCAGUCACAAUAAAAUCCUUCGGGUAGAAGGGUACGCCUUUGCGGGAACAUCAAACGUUCGGUUAAUACUGUUGUCCAACAAUCCCAUGCUUAAAAUCGAUACAUCAGCAUUUUCGGGUUUGACGAAUGUUGAACAUCUCAUCCUGCCCUCGGGCAUUCGUACAAUCGAACAAGAUGCCUUCGGUAACCUAGACACAGUGGGUCUCCUAAAGCUCGCAUACAUGGACCUCACUUCCUUGGCACCUUUUACUUUUCGUGGCCUCACGAAUGUACAGGUAUUGUCGCUGCAGGAGUCGGAUUUGGGCAUUAUUUGCGCCAAUGCUUUUGACGGCCUAACUCACGUGGGCAGCCUCAAUAUUCUCAACAACAAAAUCGAUGCCAUCCAGGAGCUCAACAUCACAGCCGCCCACUACAUCCGACAGAUCAAGCUUCAGGGCAAUCAUCUGCUAGAAACACCUGACCCAGAUACCAUCAUCAUUGACGGUGUUGAGAAUCUCAUUGUGGUGAACAAUCACUUUCCAUGCGGUUGCCACAUUCACACUCUACUCGAUACACCACUAGCCAAUGGUACCAACUCUGGAAGUGACUUUUUGGCCAAGAACUUCUGCAUAUCACCACUGGAGGUCAACGGGAGGCCCAUGAGCGACCUGGACUUGUAUGCAAUUGGGCGAUGUCAAGAGCAGGUGACGAAGGAGAAUCUCGAGGCAUCCAGUGGGCGAACCAUCAACAUCUACACAGUCCUGUGUUCACUCUUAGCCACACUCUAUCUAUCUAUGACAACAUGGAUGUGCAGCUGAGUGUUAAACUAGGCAGGAAGUCACUAAAGACUUAUGUACAUAAAUAGAACCACGAAGACACUUUCUGUAAUUUAGCACUCAGACAAAAAUCAUGUUCCUAGGAUAAUAAGGCAUCUGAGUGUUUU
This is a messenger RNA of Phlebotomus papatasi, 1325 nucleotides long. RefSeq names its product insulin-like growth factor-binding protein complex acid labile subunit. Gene Ontology annotation, cellular component: voltage-gated potassium channel complex. Bases 1 to 1200 code for a protein of 399 amino acids. The record is from RefSeq and is a predicted model, not a curated record. Gene Ontology annotation, molecular function: voltage-gated potassium channel activity; potassium channel activator activity; transmembrane transporter binding. NCBI's taxonomy places the organism in Eukaryota, Metazoa, Arthropoda, Insecta, Diptera, Psychodidae. The transcript has 3 exons.